AUGUCACAGUACGACGAUUACCCACCCAGGCCUCACCGGCGGAAUGGCAACGAUUCAGGAUACCCGCCACCACCCCCUUACCCACCUCCAGGCGAAACAGACCGAUAUGGCGCCAACGAUCGCACAAGACAGCCGCGCUACAACGAAGACGAUGUCCCGCGACCACCUCCUCAGUCUGGGGAUCUUCCUCCGCCGCCUAUGGGAGCUGCCUUAGGUCGACGACCUAGCGCCCUGAAAGGUGAUGGCAGUCGCAACCGUGUACCCUCUAACCUGCGGCCUGACUUUCCGGACGAAGCUUCUUACCUCGGCUCGAAUGCGCCGGAUGCAGAGCGCAAGCAAGGAAGACCGCACAAGGAGUUCCGAGACAAGCGUGAUGGCUAUGAGAGCGAGGAGGGUGAGCAGCUAAGGCGCGCGAAAGCCCGCGCUGAUCGCGAUGACGAUGGUGACGACCGAGGUGAUCGCCGGAGGCCUCCCAGAGAUGAUCGAGAGCCGAACCGGAACGGCGGACCACCGCCGCCGCGCCAGCAGAAGGAUCCCCGAGACCGCUAUGGUGAAGGCGAAAGCAGACGGCGGGACGAUCGUUAUCAGGAGCCACCGCGCCCUAGACGGGAUGAUAGACGAGAUGAUCGAUACGAUGAUGAGCCAAGGCGAGGAGAUCGCCGUGAUGUUCGGGAUCCUCCUCCGCGAGAUUCUCCUCGAGAUCCUCCUCGAAGGCGUAGGGACAAAUAUGACGACUAUGACGAUGACGAGGACACUGAGGUUGCUCGACCGCAGCGUAGGGGAGGGCGGGCGCCACCUGUAGAGUACGGGAGCGACCCCGUACCUGCUCGACGAAGGAACACAGACGUCGCGCGCCAGCCGCGUAGGCGCAGAGACGAAUAUGAUGAUGAAGACGAGGAUGACUUUGAUGACGCGCCAAGACGCCGCAGUCAUGAGGAUGACCGCCGCAGACGGAACAGGUACGAGGACGACGAUCGCCCAUAUGACACAGAUAGCCGGGAGCAACGACGCCGGCGUCAGGAAAUCUACGAUAGAGACGCUGCGGCAAGAGACAGAGACGGCGCGAGACGUCGCGAUCGUAGCCGAAGAAGGUAUUCGGAUGACGAGAGUGAUUACGAUGACCGCCGCGAUAGACGCGAUCGGGAUAGGGACCGCAGAAAGCCGCCUCGAGAGAUGAAGAUUGGCGGCUAUGACCUUGGUCCCUUGAUAGACAAAGGCCAAAAGCACUAUGGAACGAUUGCUCCUAUCGUCACACCUCUGCUGAUUAAUAGAGCAUCAACGGAGUUUGUGGGAAAAGGCGGGAAGGCUUGCAGAUACACACAAGGCGAGCUGAAAGCUUGGGCUGCAGACAUAGGCGCAGGGUUCCGUGACGAUAUGGAGAGUAUUACCCUUUAUACAAUCCCUGUAUGGCAUGCCAGUGACCUUCAAGCCUUUGAUGGCUCCCGCAGCUGCUUCCACGCGGAGUGA
Messenger RNA from Baudoinia panamericana UAMH 10762, 1467 nucleotides. RefSeq lists its product as uncharacterized. Bases 1 to 1467 code for a protein of 488 amino acids. Lineage: Eukaryota; Fungi; Ascomycota; Dothideomycetes; Mycosphaerellales; Teratosphaeriaceae. The record is from RefSeq and is a predicted model, not a curated record. The transcript is spliced from 4 exons.